Molecule: messenger RNA, 2039 nt
Organism: Plutella xylostella (diamondback moth)
Lineage: Eukaryota; Metazoa; Arthropoda; Insecta; Lepidoptera; Plutellidae
Source: RefSeq, a predicted model, not a curated record
AUGGCGUUUAGCAGGAAACAUUGUUUUCUCAUUUUGGGUGUAAAUUAAAUAAAUAAAGAUUGUUUAAGUGCAUCGGCGGCUUUAAUUUUCAUCCCACAACUUUUGGGGGCUCGUCCGGGAUGAGAAUAAGCCAAAGGUGCUGAAGAUGGUGUAAAUAGAUGUAAAUAGUUAUAAAUAAGGGGGCGUGUUGGUGAAGGAUUUCACACACGGCAAAGAUGGCGGCGCGCACUAAAGCGAAAUUAUGGUGAAAAUUCAAAAUUAAUAAAGUUGAAAUAAAUAAAGGUGAACAAAUAAAAAUAAAGAAGGUGAUAAUGAUGUAAAUACAGUGAAGGUGAAAAAAAGGGUGUAAAAUUAAUUACUAAGACGACAUGAUGAUGACGGCGGCCCAACCCUCGUUGGUCAGCAUUGAGGCGACAAUCCCACGGUUCACGGGAGCGGACCCGACGUACCCGGCGGCAAGGUGGGUGGAGGAGAUCAGUGACAAUGCGGAGGUGUUCGGCUGGUCACCUUCACAGAAGCUGCUGAUGGCGCGAAGGGCACUGACUGGGGUGGCAGGUCUGUGGCUCCGCAGUGAAAAGAUGUUUAAGAGUUUCGACGAGCUGCAGCGGGCUCUGCUGGAGGAGUUUCCCUACGAUGCCAACCCGAAGGUGAUCCACGAGCUCAUGACAAACCGUAAGAAGAAGCAUGAUGAGAGUUGUUAUGAGUACAUGCUGGUGAUGAAGGAACUGGGGAAGCGCGGUGGAUUUGAAGACUAUGUGGCCAUCCAAUAUAUAGUUGAUGGUAUCGAAGACUGCGUGAUACACAAGGUCAUGCUAUAUGGUGUCUCGACGUAUCCGGACCUGAAGGAAAAACUGAAGAUUUACGAAUACAUGAAAAGUAAAAUGGCCGCAUCAGCGAAGGAGACGAUUCAGACGAGUGAUCCAAGACGACAAAAACAGAAGACUAUCGAGUAUGAAAGCACUGUGGCGACUCCAAGCGGCAUAAAAGGUAAACGACCGAUGGAGAUGUCGGCAAAGCAGCCCUCGAUGUUCGAAGUCAGGAUGGACGAGGCGAAUGAUUAUUCGAAAGAAAAGGAAGUGCUAUCCAUAAAGACGAAAGAGAUCGAAUACAACAAGAAAAACAAAUGUCAACGUCAAUGUCAAACUUUUGUAAAUAAACAAGUUUUAGAAAAUAAAAAAGAGGAACUUUGCAAAGAGGCGCCAAUCGAGCUAAAGUGUAUUAAGGAGGAAAAUAUUGAUAAACAAAAAGUUGAAAAGGUGGUUGGAAAAGAGAGUUGUCCAGGUGAAUUUGCUAAGAAGAAGGAUGGCAUAAAAAGGAGAUAUAUCGAUAAUAAGAAGGCGUUUAAAAGAAGAUGUGUAGAAAAAGAUACACAGUACCAAGAUGGUUUGAUGGAUAAUGAAAUAUGUUACAAAAUAAAUAAGGAGAAAACUAUGGAGAAAGAAAUCGUGAAGAGGGUAUACAAGAAUGGUAAUUUCUCUGAAAGGAUUAUAAAAGAAGAAAGGAAGAAAGAUUACCAUGUACUACGCUGAGUACAUGAAGCCAUUGCCUAGAUGGGACACUGAGGAAGGUGUAGGUGAUUUUUAUAAGGUUUUAUUUGUAUGAUGAUGAUGAUGAUGAUGAAUGUGUGACGAAGGAUGAGUGUGUUUUAAUUACGGUGGCAUUUUUAUUUCAAUAGAAGUUAAGUUGUUUAUGUAGGUAUAUUUGUUUGUUACAUGAAGUGUAUAUUGUAGUUUUAAUGUGUUAAGAAGUCACUAGAAGUUUCAGGAUUAGUUGUUUUUGUUGUUUUCUAAAUGAUGUUUUAAGGUAGAGUCAGUAAAGAUUUAUGUUAUUUGUUUUUCAUAGUCUGAGGGCAGACUAUCUGCAGGAUGGCCGGGUUGUAGGAGUAGGAGUAUUCACUAUGGUUAUUAUUCACUAUGGUCGGCUUCCUUUUAUGAAUGGGUCUCUUGUAAAUAUGGCGUUUAGCAGGAAACAUUGUUUUCUCAUUUUGGGUGUAAAUUAAAUAAAUAAAGAUUGUUUAAGUGCAUCGGCGGCUUUAAUUU